Messenger RNA from Hippoglossus stenolepis (Pacific halibut), 4997 nucleotides. It is a transcript of the gene dipk1c, whose product is annotated as divergent protein kinase domain 1C. The record is from RefSeq and is a predicted model, not a curated record. The coding region runs from base 2729 to 4147 and encodes 472 amino acids. The transcript has 10 exons. NCBI's taxonomy places the organism in Eukaryota, Metazoa, Chordata, Actinopteri, Pleuronectiformes, Pleuronectidae.
ACACACACACACACACACACACACACACACACACACACACACUAUCCCAGCCAGGCAAAUGCAGAGCGUCAGAGAGAGAGAGAGGGAGCGAGCGAGCGAGGCGGUGGGAGCGUGAGCAGAAAGCAGAGCAGAGCUGCCUGUCGGUCCAGAAUCAGGGUUCACAGCAGCUUGAUCCUCACGAGCAUCUUCCACAGACCUGCUCCUCCAGCUGCUGCCGGCGGCUCAGAUGUGCAGGACCUGCAGACGACAGGAUCUCCUUCUGCUUCGCUCUGAGGGUUCAUUCCUCUCAAAUGGGGAAGUUGAGUUUCGUGGACUUCAGAGCUUCAGUUCCUUCAAGAAGGUUUCAGGGAGUUAACGUCUGAUUUGGAACCAAAAGGAUUAGUGUGGUUUUUUUUGGUCAUUUCUCCAGAGACGACGGGAACAGAGUCCUUUAAGUCCUGGAGCUUUCACUUCAUCACUUUGAAAGAAUUGUGAUUUCUUGUGAAGCGUUGAGUUGUCUGGAUGUGGUCGAUGACCUGGAGAGCUGCUGACCGGCCGUCAGGAUGUUUCCAAAUCAUCAGCUCAGGUGAAAGGAAGCAGUUUCACCUGAAUGAUCUCAGAUGGUUUUAAAGUAAGAGACCAGACACUCGUUAUUUAACCUGGAAGCUGCACCAACAUCAUCACUUCAGAGGAGCAGCAGGCGGCCGAGGAGCUGAGGAGGAUGUUCGGAGACGAUCUCUUUGGAGAGAUGCAAAGUGACUGAAGGACUGUCUGCGGCACAUUUGGGAUCAAACCUUCUUCGGCCUUUAGGACCAAACGGCAGGAUUGAUCUUCAGAGAAGCUUCUGGAGCCACUUGACGGAGCCGGUGAGUGAAACAAACCAGCUGGUGGUUCCCUCGGUGGGAGGAGACCUGGAGGGUCGUUGCUUGGCUCCAUAGACUGAAAAUAAAGACACGUCUUCAACUCCUCCAGAAAUGAAGCCAAACUAUCUCAGAUACAAACGCUGCCAUCUUGUGCCGAUGUCUGUGCAGCAGUGAUCAGGUGAUGGAGUCGUGAUAUCGUGGUCCCACUGAUACAUGUCCUCAAUUCAGAUGUCCUCUUCCAUCAAAUAACUAACUAAAACCAAACUGAUCACAAACACCUGAACAAACAUCAGAGAUAAAUCCUGUAAUGACAUUUAUUUAACAUCUACUUUGUUUGUUUGGUCCAUGUCCCAUCUGCUAACACGGAGGAGGCAGGAUUUCAAAACCUCUACUGCUGUCAUGUCGUCUCGGUUGCAGAUCUGGAUCAGGGGCAGAUCCAGGAAUAUAUGAUUAUAUAUUUAUGUGUAGUUUUUAAACAUUUCCCCUGAUUUCUCAGAGAACAAUUGAUGGAUCUUAGUGAAACAAACCGUUGACAGGACUAGAAUCUGUGAGUGUGUGUGAGUCGGAGCAGUUGAAACUUCAUUUGGACUUUUAUUCUGCCACAACUUCAUUACUGAUGAAUCAAAAGAAAAAUAAGAACCUGGCAACAAUUGAAUGAAUAGAAAAUAGUUUUCCACUCGGGAAAGAGAGAAUCACUCGUCUACGUGUCGACUGCAAACCCUGCACAGACCAAACCUGAGAUCGUGUGAAUAGAAGUGAAAAUCUACUGGGAGCCGUCGGGAAACAGCUGCAGCGGCUGUCGCCUCCUCGCCACCCACAUUCCCAUCACUGAGAAACAAUCGCUGAAGUGAAGGAGGCAGACGAUGACCGUCUCGUCACUUCUCUCCUUCAGGGUCACGUUGGGCUGCCGGGUCUCUGAGGACGGUUUGGAGCUGCCGAGCUGCGCUGACGUCUGAUCUGUCACACGUCAAGGACAACGUUCCACCAUUCAGGACAAACAACUCCUCCGCCGACACCAACAAAGACUUUUUCUAUUUUCUGACAUCCAGGAAACUUGAAUUCGUCCAUUUUUGAUUCGAGGUGCUCGUUAAGAAGCUCCCAUGCUGCAGGAUAUUAGAGAUCUGAGAUCUUUCCAGUUCGAAGACCUAAACCCACCAGAUGUUUGAAGUGCAACACCACGAGGAGGACAACACUGUAAAUGUGUGUAAAUGUGCAUGAGUGUGUUUCUGUAUUUCACAGUUCACAUAUUGUGUGUUGUGUGUGUCCAGUGCUGCGACGGGCCGCUCAUCACACGGUGCUGCUCAGUUAUUUCCUGUUGCUCAACAUUUGUGAGGAAAAUACAUCAACCAGCCGGAUUUAUAAAGACAACAUGUCAGAAUGGAAAAACUAAACCUCCAGCAGAUAGUUCUUCUGGAAAAGCCACGGAGCCGAGCUGGAGGUCAGAGCUGUGGACUGUCAGCUUCUGGAACCUGUUGCUCUGAUUGGAUGAUUACGGACUUUACUCUUCUUCUGUUUUCAUGUUAAAGUAUUUGACAAAGUCCGAGGGACGCAGAGAAAAAGGAUUUUCCUCAUGACUGAACGCACAUUUCUGGAUCUUGGAUUUCCACCAUAACUUCCUGCAGAGGAUCAUGGGAGAUAUAAAGACGCAGGUGCUGACGACAUGCUGAUGAUGUCAUUUAUUAUCUUUUAAACAAAUUGACUGAAACACAGAGGAUGAGAAGAUCGACAGGAUCUGAGUGACAUGAGCUCAGAAGUGGACUUGACCUUUUUCUCCUGAAGUGGUUCUAUUGUUGAACAGAGCGUUUUGGAAUCUCGAGUUCUGUUGCUUCUCUCUGCAGCUGGACCCCUUUUAGACGGAGUAUUCAGCGACUAUCCAGACGACCAGCAUGCUCCCUGGAGGAGUGGUGUCAGGUGGAGGGGGUCGGGGCGGGGGCAGGAUGUGCCUGCUCAGGUGGCUGGGCCUCCGGCUGUGGUCCCGCCGGGGGACCCUGGUGUUCGCGCUGCUCUGGUUCGGCUCCUGGUUGUUCCUGAACGGCCUGGUUCUGGUGCACAGGAGCAUCAUGUCCGACUACUGCACCGAUGACAAGAGCAAGAGGAUCCUGCAGAGACUGUGUCUGGAGUUUGGCGACGGCUCGGUGACGGGGGACAUGUGCGAGGACCUGUGCGUGCUCGGCUUGGUCGAGUACAAGCGCUGCCUCUACUACGAGAACGGGAAGAAGGUGAUCGAGGCUCGAUGGAGAGGAAAACCCAUCAUCCUGAAGUCCAAGCUGGAGAACUUCUCCUCGUACGAGCCUCUGGGAAUACUGGACUACCAGGACACAGCCGAGGAGCUCUCCCCUCUCGAUGUGGUUUUCUACGCCACUCUCGAAGUACGGAACUCGCUGGGGCUGGCUGAGGAAGACGAGGAUGAGGAAGGAGGAGGAGGAAGUAACAGCUCUCUGGCCAAACUGUGGGGGAAGAAGCUGAAAAACCAAGACAAGAGUUUCUCCAGAGCAGAGCUGGCGUCCCUGUGGUCCCUGCUGCAGCAGGAGGAGUACACCUUCCUCAGAGUCCUGCAGGACCUCAGCGUCCACGUGGCGAAGGUUUUGGGCUCCUGCGGUCACUUCUACGCCGUGGAGUUCCUGUCUGCCGGACACGCCUGGGACCAGAACAUCUUCUCCCUGGAGGACGUCUCUGGGCUGCGGGGUCAGGACCAAGGCGGAGCCCGCGGGAGGUGGACGGCCCGGGAGAUGGUGCAUCGCAUCGCGCUGAGUUUUCUGGACAUGGUUUGGCACUUUGACAACGACUUCACCCACAAACUGCACCUGUGUGACAUCAAACCGGAGAACUUCGCCAUCAGGACGGACCUGACGGUUGUGGCGAUAGAUGUGGACAUGGCGUUCUUUGAGCCCAAAAUGAGGGACAUCCUGGACCAGAACUGCAGCAGCGACGACGACUGCAACUUCUUCGACUGCUCGUCCAGAUGCAUCCUGAGCAAACGCAAGUGCAGCCCCCGGCGCCGCAACAGCAACCUGCAGGUGAUUUGUGAGAAGAUUUUCCGACCCUGGUUUUCUCCGACUCUGCUCGGGGCCAAAGCAGGGCUCCCUCUGCAGGUGGAGCUGCAGCGCGCGGUGCAGGAGUGUUCGGAAACAGACGGAGGUGUGGAGGAAAAAGAAGAGGAUGCAGCAGGAGGAGCAGCAGGAGGCGGCAGAGACGUCCAUCAGCGUCUCCUCAACAUCCUGACCCGCCUCCUCCAGGAUGGAGGGGGUUCAAGUGAGCGAGGAGGAGCACAGGAAGAGAAAGAUCACGGGGCACUGAACUUCUGAGGAGGUGAAAGGAAGGAGGAGGGACCUGGACUCUUCAAGCCAUUGUGUUCCUGUGGCUUUUGGACACUUUGGAGCCGGUGACUGGCUCUGGACCCGUCAGGACAUCUCACACAUGCUCUUGUGUCUAAACUGGAGGAACUUCCUGCUGCAGGUUCACAGACUUAAAGCUGCAGGUUCUGGAUGUCCUCAUACUUUGUGUCCAUCCAGGAGACAAACACUGCAGAUUCCAUCUGGAACUGUGCACGAGGCCUGGAUACUGGGACCAGGAACAUAUCAUGGAUCCUGGAUGUUUCCUUCUAAACCAGUUAGUCUCAGUGAGAUUCAAUAAACUCUCUCGUUUGAAGAGAAACUGAAAAACAUCUUUGUACAUAUAAAGUAAAACGUAUUCACGACACACGACUCCUCUACGAUUUAACUUUACUGACUUGUUCUCUGUUCUUUACUCAUUAUUUUGUUGGUGUGUAAUAAUCUGAUGUGUUUGAAGGCAGGUAACUUAUUUUGAGACUAAUUUUAUUAAAAACAAUACGCAUACAGCUCCUUUAAAAGUUAUGAAGAUUCUUUGUUUCUAACAGAAUUUCAUCUCAUUAAAUACAAUAUAUUGAUUUGAGUGACUUAACAAGAUCCUCCUCAUUAAUGGUGAAUAUGAAGCUACAGCCAGAGGUCGUUAGCUUAGCUGAGCAUAAAGACUGGAAACAGGGGGGGCAGUUAGCCUGCAUCAGAAGUGCAGUGACUGAACCACAAGAUCAGUUUUCCACAACAGCUACUGUACCGAAUUGAUCAGAAUCUUUGUGUUACAGACGUGGAGAUGAGAAGGUUUGUUUACAUCAAAAUAAUAAAAUCUAAAACCAUG